CAGCGGAGGCAAAUGCAAAACAUUGCUUCAUGCUGUAUAGUCAGCUGCCACAUAGAGUGUGGAAGUUUGAUGAAAACGUAUAUAAAACAAUAACUAACCUAACCACUACGGUGUUCUGUAUCCGACAGGGUAUUCGUACUUUUUGUUUCCGCUGUAAACAACCUGUGUUGGAGUUAUUCGUUAUUUUAAACGUUUUAUUUCUACGGGUGAAACAGGACAUCCGAAGAUAUGAAAACAUAUCGUGUGCAAUUCGAUCACAACUUGUGUCUUCUGCAGCUAAAGUAUCAGUGACUCUCUGUGAAAUCAUUGGGGUUCGACGAUAAGAACCCGUACGCAAGCGCCAAGAAACUUCAGCAUCGGGAGUCACAUCGCUGGGCAAAUGAUGCAGAGGAGACAGGGAUGAAAAACGGGUGAAGACAGGGGAUUAAAAAUCUACCACAAUCUGCAUUAGAAAUGUAAAUAUUUCUAACAACUGCUUCCAUGGUGAUUCAUGAUCCCAAGAAGAAAACUCUCCCUAAUAAGCUUGGUCGACAAAAGCGGAACGACGCGCUCAAGUCACUAUGCGCUAGAUAGCGCUGAGCAUGUCAUUUUCAAAUUUUAACAAGUCUUUUUUAUGACUGAAUAUUUAUUAGUCUACACAUUGCUGCGUUUUCAUUAACAUUCGGUAUUCAGCAAUGGGCACAUUUUGCUGAGGGGUGUUCACUUUGGAUGAGAGAAACGGCAUGACUUUUGGAAUUUAAUAAGCUAUCAUUUGGAUGGUCAGUGGACAUUAGUAAACAUCUGUCCAUCAGUUUUGAUGCAUCCAAGUCUAUGAUUCGCCUCCCUUUUUGAGUGAUCCAUUAACACUAAGUCUAAAUAUAUUUUUAUUAAAGGAGAAAAGAAACAUGUUGCAUCUCCGUGCGCUACAAUCAAUCAUGGUACUUCUAGGGGUAGCAGACUGUCGAGUCUUGGAGGGAUUGCAGAGGUUUUCAUCCAUCCCCACCUACUUGCCUGUCAACUACCAAGUGAUCAACGCAGAGUCUGCUUUCUUCCUGAGAGAGGCCAACCAGGAGUUCAUGAGGAACUCCAGCCUGCUGUCUCGGACAGAGCCCUUCUUCAUCUACCAGGCCCGCAGCAUGCCCUCAGUAAACGCCAGCUAUGGCCCCCUCUCUGUGGAGCAGCCUGUCACCCUGGAGCUCAUCCAGAACCCUUGGGCCUUCGUGGCCUCCUCCAUGUUCACCUUCAACUGGAAGGUGCAGACAUUCAUCAUCCAGGACAGGAUCUACCUGUCCAACCCCAGGGUCCAGGUGCUGUUCUACGUGGCGGGCAGGGACUGGGAUGACUACAGCGCCAUCGACAAGCUGCCCUGCGUACGCAUGUUUGCCUUCCACGAGACCCAGGAGGUGCGUGGCACAUGCCAGCUGAAGGGGGAGCUGGGGCUGUGUGUGGCUGAGCUGGAGCCCCUGGCCGGCUGGUUCAGCCCCCCCAGCGUGGUGCCUGGGCGCCAGAGGACCAUAGAGCUGGCCGAGGGGACCACAGUGGAGCUCUACUACAUGUUACAAUCAACAGAGGCAGGGGAAUGCCACUCGGAGGAGGCCCGAAAAGGCAAUUCCAUCCGCUCGGAUCAGGAGGGUCUGUUUGGCUCGUCCACCUCCACCCCAAUGAAGAGGAUUGGCAGUGUGCGUCUGUACCAGAGCCCUGCCGCCCUGGCCUUGACAGAACACAGGCUGGAUAGUAACUUCCUGGUCAUGGUGCCGACCACGCCCAUGAGGCAGAGGGACACUGUCUCCGCCUUCAUCACUGCCUCGGCCUUCUCUCCUGUGGAAAUGUUCACCCUAAGGGUCAAAUUGAAAGAGGGUAUGGCGUUUCUGGGUGCCCGGCCCAGCAACCCCACCCUGUGGAUGGUGAGCCAGGAUGUGAGGAGCGAGGGGCACAGGGUGGUCACCCUCCAUUGCCGCAGGAAAGAGUCCAGCUACGGACAAAGGUCUGAGGAGGGUGUGCAGAGGGUCCUACAGGUGGACCUGGAAGUGGACAGCUUCCUGGGUCCACUGGGCAGCCGCUGGAUCACGUGGCAGGUGGAGUACCCGGGCAGCCAUGCCACCAUGCAGGAGGCAGAGACGGAGAUCCGACUGGCCCAGAAGGACCUGGGGGGCAUUGUGCCCCUUGCCAUGGACACGGAGAUCCUGAAUACGGCAGUGCUGACAGGGAAGACUGUGGCUGUCCCAGUUAAGGUGGUGACCAUCGGAGCGGACGGCAUGGUCACUGACGUCUCAGAGGCAGUGGACUGUCAUUCCACAGAUGAAGAUGUGGUCAAGGUGUCAGACAGGUGUGACUACGUGUUUGUGAAUGGGAAGGAGAUGAAGGGCAAGGUGAGGAUGAUGGUGAACUUCACCUACAGCUACCUGAGUGCCCAGCUGGAGAUGAAUGUAUGGAUCCCACGGCUGCCCCUCCAGAUCGAGGUUUCUGACACAGAGCUCAGCCAGAUCAAGGGAUGGAGGGUGCCCAUCAUGACCAGCAGCCAAAGGUCUGCACUGGACAGUGAUGAUGAGGAUGAUGAAGACCGGAGAGGAAGGAGCUGCACGUUACAGUACCAGAAUGCCAUGGUUCGAGUGUUGACACACUUCGUGGCCGAAGCUGCCGACCCCCGUGGUCAGCUGACCUUCAUGCUGGGCAGUGAUUGGCAGAUGGACAUCACUGGGCUGGUGUGGGACUUCCUGAAGGUGGAGGACCCCCAGAUAGCUCAGCUACAGGACGGGUGCAUACUCGUGGGACUGGACAUGGGGAUGACCACCAUCCAGGUCCUGUCCCCCCUGUCUGACUCCAUCCUGGCAGAGAAGACGGUGACAGUAGUGAAUAACAAAGUAACCAUCACAGAGCUGGGGGUGCAGCUGGUCACCGGCCUGGCUCUGAACCUGCAGCUCAGCCCAGGGAGCAACAGGGCAAUCCUCGCCACGGCAACCACACAGGAAGUGCUGCAGAGCCCAAAACAGGAGGCCCUGAUUAGCGCGUGGCUACACUUCAGUGAUGGCUCCAUGGCUCCUCUGGACCUGUACAACUCAGACUACUUUGUCCUGACGGCCACGUCUCUGGAUGAGGAGGUGGUGACGGUGCAGCAGGACCCCUCCUGGAAGUGGCCUGUGAUCGUGACUGAGGCUGAGGGCCAGGGCCUGCUGGUCAGGGUGGAGAUGACCGUCUGUGAGCUCUGCCAGAAGUUCAAGCGGCGCAGCGUUUUGGCUGCAGGGAACUGCAACGUCAAGGUGAAGUUUGGCCAGAGCGACAGUGGCACCUCCAGAAACAGUGACUACGGGCCAGAGGGCGAGGAGCUGGAGAACAGGGCCAGCGACCGCAGACAGCAGUCCCCCUCCCAGGACAGGACUGGAUUAGAAGCCCACUACUACGGCAGCUCCAUCUCUGACAUGGAGGACGGUGUCAUGAGGAAGGUCACCACCACCACCACUAAGAGUACCAUCAUCAGGAGGCCCAACGGAGACAAGCUGUCAGAUGAUGGGAACCAGGUCCAGAACAUGCCAGACUUCCCUGCCCAGGUGGACCUCCCUCGCAGCCACAACAUGGAGGAUGAUCUGAUCCAGACAGCCCGGGGCCUCACUGACCUGGAGAUCGGCAUGUACGCCCUGCUGGGGGUCUUCUGCCUGGCCAUCCUGGUCUUCCUCAUCAACUGCAUCUCCUACACCCUCAAGUACCGCCACAAGGAGCUGUCCAUCGAGGGCCAGGAGAGCAUGAACCACGCCCACGACUGGGUGUGGCUGGGGAACGAGGCAGAGCUGCUGGAGAGCCACAUGAGCCUGUCCCCACAGCAGGACGAGCUCACCUCCAUGGUGGACUGCAGUGCCGGGCUGGAAGAGGGCAGCCACCUGCUCAAUGGUGCCUCUUCCCAGAAGAACGUGCAGGGCCAGGUGCACCGGGCAGCAGACAGGGUGAGCUGCACAGCCAAGGACAGCAAAGGAGACUCGCCUACCACAAAGAGGAAGCGUGUGAAGUUCACCACGUUCACCACCAUCCCGCCAGACAAUGGCUGCCCCACUGUCAGCACACUGAGUAUGAGCCACAGCCAGGACAUUAAGUGGGUGUGCCAAGAUGUAGAGCAGGGGGACUCCAAGGAGCUUCGGAAAUACAUGGAGAGGUUAAAUGACAGUGCUUUAAAAGAGGUGGCAUAAUCUGUGUGCUCAGUGCACUUAUAACUCACCCUUAUGCCUUUCACAGUGAGCUGGGCCUGGACAGCACCUAAUGCUGAACCUAGAAGAGGUUGAAAUCUGGAAGCAACAUUUUUGUGAAUCACAUGGGACUGCCAAAGGGAAAAUGAAUUCAAGAGGACAAAAAUAGUAAUGAUACCACACAGGACUAAUGGCAAAUCGUUAACUUGAAAAGAAACAUAUCAUUUUUUAAUAAUUUGUUUCUCUCUGAAUAUCUUCCUACCGUUUAAUCAUUAUUUCGUGAUGGUUCUUUUGUAGGUAGACUCAAGCCAUGUUCCCAGACUAGCUCUGCAUUACUGACAAAAAAACAAAAUGUUACGCAGAUGAUGACAUGUAGAUUUAAGAAUGUAAAUUAGCAAAUAUUCAAGAUGUAUAUAAAGUACUCAUUGAAAGGUUUUGGAAGUUUUGUAGCAUUUUGAAUAUUGAUUUCCUAUUCCACAUCCUGUCUUUUUUUUGGACAAAUGUCUGGGCCCAAAGGAUAGACCAGAGCCUACAGAACGUCCUGCAUGUGGUUUGAAAUAAAGGCACACAUUUUAGGUUCAUCUUUACCAGAAGGGACAGAGAAACGGCUAUGUAUAUACUGAAAAGUCCUCCUACAAGGCAUUGUAUUGUUGCUCUGUAUAUUGUAUUUUCAUAACUGUCAUUUAAAGAACAUACAACAGUG
Messenger RNA from Oncorhynchus gorbuscha (pink salmon), 4854 nucleotides. Its product is annotated as transmembrane protein 132C. The transcript is spliced from 9 exons. The record is from RefSeq and is a predicted model, not a curated record. Bases 885 to 4154 code for a protein of 1089 amino acids. NCBI's taxonomy places the organism in Eukaryota, Metazoa, Chordata, Actinopteri, Salmoniformes, Salmonidae.